AACGGUGGUGGAGAUGUAAGAGUAACGGCGUUAAAGAAGAGAAAAAGGGAUCCGGAAAAGGCUAAGGAGCGGGCGUCUAUUAAAAGAAACAACGGCUCCUAUCUUCCCCUUCCUCUCCUUUGGUAGACAAAGAAAAAAAAGAAGAAGAAGUUAAUAAUCUCCGAAGAUCACUUUCUUUUAAAUUGUGGUUUACAAAGUCUAUCAUUUUCCUAAACUUCGUUAACGUUUGAAAAAGGAGAUCCAAUCAUGAAUUUGUAGGCUUUUUGUCCUUGUUUAAGUCUCUGUUAUAGGUUUCAGGAAGGUGUUGGGGGUUUGGAUCUCACGAUUGUAUUUACAUGGAGGGGUGUCUCUUACUGAUGCCCGUUCCGACAGGAUCUUUAUGUUUAUGUUUAGAUUAGAGAGAGAGAGCGCUAUAGUUUUUUUUGUAAUUGAAUAGGAAAUGUCUGUUGCUGAUGUUGUUGCAUUGACCCCAAUUCACAGAGGAUUAGGGUUUUCGUUUGCUCACAACUACUACUACUACUCACUCAAAUCAGUUUUGGUGUUCCUCCGUGUUCCUUCUUCUUCAACCAUGCCUAUGCUCAUCCUCGACUCCGACGUCAAACUCAAGAUCCAGACCGUGUGCAACGGGCUCCGCGUGACCAGGCAGAAACUCGUUUUCCGCGGCCGAGAGCUCGCGAGAAACGCCUCCCGUGCCGCCAAGGACUACGGCGUCGUCGUCUCGGAUAACAACAGCGUCUUGCAUUUGCUGCUCAAGAAGGUCUGCGAUCCUCCUCUCCUCGUCACCGUCGUCACCACAAACGGUAAAGUCUUCGACUUUCACGUCGAUCGCCGUAGGAACAUCGAGUAUCUCAAGAAACGGAUCUCCAGAGAGGUCAAAGGGUUUAGUGACGUUGUUGAUCAGGAGAUCUUCUUUAGAGGGGAGAAGCUUCGUGACGACAGAGUCAUCGACGGGAUCUGCAGAGAUGGAAGCUCUGUCAUCCACUUGCUGCUCAAGAAGACGGCGAAAACAGAGGAUGUUUCUAUUGGCAAAGACUUCUUGUUAGAACCUCUGCUUCUCAACCCCGCUGUGGAGUUACCUCAGGUUAUCGAGGAUAUGAUUAACCGCACGGUCGAAGGGUUAAACAGUGGGAAUCCACCAGUGAGAUCAGCUGAAGGAACGGGAGGGACGUACUUGAUGCAAGAUUCGUCAGGUCUCGACUACGUCUCUGUCUUCAAGCCUAUGGAUGAGGAACCUAUGGCUGUGAACAACCCUCAGAAGCUUCCUCUGUCUUCUGACGGUCAGGGACUGAAGAGAGGUACUAGAGUUGGAGAAGGAGCGAUCAGGGAAGUUGCAGCUUACUUGUUAGAUCAUCCUAAAAAGUACGGACUCAUGGGUUUGGGUUUUGCUGGUGUGCCACCGACCGCUAUGAUCAGAAGCUUUCACAAAGUUUAUAAUAACCCAAAGGGUGUUGACAGUUGUAGUGCAAAAGAUGCCAAAGUUGGUUCUUUGCAAAUGUUCAUGAAGAACGAUGGGAGCUGUGAAGACAUUGGGCCUGGAGGUUUUCCUGUGGAACAAGUGCAUAAGAUAAGCGUCUUUGACAUCAGAAUGGCGAAUGCUGAUCGACAUGCCGGAAACAUAUUGACAGCGAAAGGAGAAGACGGCAAAACGGUUCUAAUCCCCAUUGAUCAUGGCUAUUGCUUGCCAGAGAAUUUUGAAGAUUGCACAUUUGAGUGGCUUUACUGGCCUCAAGCAAAAGUCCCGUUUUCUGAAGACACUGUCAACUACAUAAACUCCCUAGACGCUGAACAAGACAUUGCGCUUUUGCUACUCAACGGUUGGGACGUCCCUGAAGCUGUCUCACGCGUGCUGCGUAUCUCCACCAUGCUUCUUAAGAAAGGGGUUGAAAGAAAGCUAACGGCGUAUCAAAUCGGAAGCAUGAUGUGCAGAGAAACGGUGGACAAAGACUCUGCGAUUGAAGAGAUAGUGAGAGAUGCUCAUAACUCGGUGUUACCUGGUUCGAGUGAGACUACGUUCCUUGAAGCUGUCUCUGUGGCCAUGGAACGUCGUCUGGAUGAGCUAAUUAAGUAAACUUUUCAAAGUACAUUGUAAAGUAUGUAUCUAUAUGUAUGUUUAUGUUUGAAAUAAACGAUGAUAGGCUCUUCAUUGGAUAAUUUUUUUCUUCCAUGAAAGAAGCCUUUUAAGCUUUUGUGUUGGUUAAUCCUAAAGCAUAAUAAAUAAAACCGUUGGGUGUGUUUAUUAGU
Raphanus sativus (radish) is the source of this 2241-nucleotide messenger RNA. Its product is annotated as phosphatidylinositol 4-kinase gamma 2-like. Bases 440 to 2068 code for a protein of 542 amino acids. Gene Ontology annotation, molecular function: protein binding. The transcript has 2 exons. Lineage: Eukaryota; Viridiplantae; Streptophyta; Magnoliopsida; Brassicales; Brassicaceae. The record is from RefSeq and is a predicted model, not a curated record.